Molecule: messenger RNA, 2349 nt
Organism: Stylonychia lemnae
Lineage: Eukaryota; Ciliophora; Spirotrichea; Sporadotrichida; Oxytrichidae
Source: the annotation of a GenBank genome assembly
AUGUUUGGAAUACAAUUAUAAAAAACAACUAAUCCUACAGUUGAGAUCUCAGACAAGGAUUCCUCUUUCUCCUCUGUGCGUUUGCCUAAAGCCUUAGGCUUGGCUAGGAAGACCCUAGAAUCAUCUUCUAUUGGCAGAUACAACAACGCUACCUCAGGGCAGUACACAACUACAGUCUCUAGAUAAAAUGGGAAAUAUGGCCACGAAUCAGGAGGUGGCUGGACUUCGACAGCGAAAUAAUAGCAGAUUUUAAAGAGUAUGCAAUCAAAUUCUUCUCAACAGUCUAAUUAAUUUAAGCAUGUGCCUCUUAAUUCUAAUGCUCAUACAAACAACACUCCAACUAGCUCAUCAGUUGUGAAUGAUAGACAUAAAAAGCAGCGACCUUCUUCAUAGCACACUAUUGAGAAACUCAGGCAAAGAAUUCAACUGCAUUAAUAGGAUAAGAUUUAGAACUAUUUGAACCAGCAUCUAGAUAGCGAUAUUCAGUUCAGCAUGAGAAAGUACCGUCAGCAGCAAGGGAUUUCGCAGGAUCUGUAAAAGCACUAAAUCACAAACCUGAGGCCGAAGUCAACUGUGCUUCCUGGUGUGGCCCACUCUGUGACAAUGACAGGUUCUAUAGUUGAAGAUGAUCUCACCCUGCUUGAUGGCUUAAGUGUCCAUCAUAACAACACAUUUUAUGAGAUGGAGUCGCAGAGCGUAGGAGCAGACUUCUCAGUGACUGAGAUGAAGAAACCUCGCAGACUCAUAGACAUGAAGUACUUCUCUGGCAACCAGUCAGUUCCUCGCCCUAACUUCAAGUUAAUCAAAGAUAACGAACCUCUGGUCGGAAACUAAAGUCCCUAGCAGAGAAGAAUCCCUGUGUAGAAGCGUAAAAACAGAAAUAAAUCAAUUGAUGUGUCUUCUUCUGAUGAAAGCACUUAGAAGAAGAGAUUCACUACGCCUUAUCUGCAGCAGCAAAGAACCUUUAAGAAGGUGAGAGAUCAGAAGCAAGUCACUGUGUCUCAGAAGUAACUUGCAGCUAGUCCUAAAAACUAACCUUAGGUUAGCAUGGAUAAGCAAACUAUAAUUGAUCAGAUUUCAAAGAUGCAGUUUACGCAAAAUGAUGUCAGAGCAUUAAGAGAAGCAUUGACUAGCAAAUUUUUCUUUGGCAAUCUUCGAUAUAUCUAACUUAUGAAAGAAGGCAGCAAACCUGCGGAAAUCUAAUUUUUCCUGUCUAACUUCAGAGAAAUCUUUCACUCAGUAAUGGACACCAUCGACCUCAAACUUAGUGAGUGCUACUGGACAGGCAUGGCUGAGCUCAUUGAAGAAACCUCUUCAUUCCCAAGGUUCCUUACCUAGCUAGACAUAUGGGAUGUACUUGUAAAGCACUUCGAGAUGUUUCUGCCCUCUCAGUCUUUUCAAAAAGCGAUCCUCUAUGUCGUACUGGAGUGUGGAUUCAAAUUUACAAAGGCGAACAAGCUUUCACAACAACUGAGCGAGAGACUGAUCCAAGUAGUGAUGGAUGUGUUUCAAAGAUGCAGUAAUGAUGACUAGGAAUGUCUCUCCUUCUGCCUCUGGUCUAUGUAUCUCUAUGUCUCUAAAAAUGCACAGCAUGAUAGUCCAAACAAGCUCAUUAGUUUGAUCAUGGAGAACUAGCCAGUGGUCAGCAAGAAAUUGGUAAAUUUGCUCGCUAAUGAUAGAAGCUUUGGGGCUAUCUUGACACCUCUUAAAAAUCUAUUUGUCUAGCUGACUUAUUCGUUACAGAGGAAGGAUGUGCUGUAUAAUCAGAUUCUUAUAAACAAUGGGAUUUAUGUAAGGAUAAAUGAAAUGAUAAAGGGGGCGACCAAGAGUAAUAAACUGGCAGCUGCCUGCUAAAUGAUGCAAGUGAUGAUAAACAAAUAGUGCAAGUUAGAAGUGAUGAGGAACUAAGUCAUUUUCUUGAAUCUCUCUGAAAAGGCUAAAAGGGAUGUGAGAAGUGUCAAAGAUGUUGAACUUAACAUUGAGUACUUCAAGAUUUACAAGAAUUUAUUAGAAAUGGGCAUCAGUUAAGACUUAGUCUGUGCUUUGGAAAUAGUCUAGAUACUAAUGCUGAAGCUAGAUCAAGUACUGCGCUUGAAGGCUUAGCAUAACUUAAUCAAUCUGCUGCUUGAUGUACUAGAAAUUCUAAUCCAAGAUUACGACAGUGAUUUAAUAAAUUCUUAUGUGCUGGAGUACAGGCACAGAGACCUCAUUUUCACAAGACUUUAGGAAUUAGACUCACACAAGAUAUAUAAAAGAGCUUAUUGGCUUUUGGUUGAUAAUUUCAAUGAUGAGCAAGAAGAUGUAUUUUGUAUAGAUAAUGUUAAUAACUGUGAUUUUAUGCUCUCUUGA